GGUUACCCUGUAGCCCAGGUUACCCUGUAAUCAAGUGAGCAUAGGAGAGGACUGCGAUGAUGCAUGCCUUUUGGUCUGGUGAGCUGUGGCUGGCCAUGUCUACAGCAUUAUUCUUGCUACUAGUACUAGUACAGUUGUAAACUUUUCUAAUUGUCCGCAAACUCCAACGCAGCCACUUACGCAUUUAGGAAAUUUCACUUCCCAACUCCAAACUCCAAAAAAGGUCUCUUUACUGCGAUUCAAAUUAAAAUUUACCCCAAAUUUUCGGGCCUGGCCCAUCAUCAGAGUAAUGAAUGACAACAUAUCCAUUGCAUAGGUUUGGGAGUUUGGGGUUGAGAAAUGAAGUUUCCUACAUACUACAUUCGUGGCCAAAGAAAUUAGACCCGUAAGUCAAAAGUAGCGCCGCGUUUCCAUUUCAAUUACAUGUACAUGUACAUUAUUCACGGUCCAAAAACCCGUCUCAGGGGGGCCGCAUGAGCCUUGGGGCUGCUUUCGGCUCAAGAGCUGGAUUUCUAUGGUAUGGGAAAAUAUUAUUGUGCCAGUAGAUCUACCAGGUCACAUGGAACGCAAUCAUGAUGCAGUUUUUUUUUAUCUCCUGACCUAGUACCUGUCCUGUAUUGUCCAUCACCAUUGUCACAACAUAAUUGUCAUUGUCAACCUGGACACGUGAUCAUGGUGAUGGCAUGCACCUGUACUGACUGUUUGUCAACAAAGAAUCUCUGGCUCUGUCCCUGAGCUGAGUCCAUCAAAUCAUGUCACUGCCUAGUAGUACUGUACAUGACAUCAAGAGUAUUGUACUCUUGAUGACAUUGUACUGGACGCACCGGGUCUUCGACAUGGUAGACUCUACCUAAUCCUUGCCCUUGCCUUGGUCACCUGGUCACGUUGGUGGUCUGGCCCAGACUCGGACUGGUGAAAGCUUUCUCGACUCCCUGGCCCUGCAGCCUGGUCUGGCCUAUGCCUAUGGCCCAUAUUAUGGGCAUCUGGCCCGUCAACAGGUCCCGCCCGACAACCUCCCGCGUCGCGCAAGCCGCAACUAAUUACUUAACUGCUCUCGUUCACGAUCACCACGAUCACGCGUCGGUGACAUGAUAUCGGCAUCAAGUGCGUGCUUGCUGACUUUCCGCUCUGCCCCAUGGUCUAGUCCAUACCCGAUACGGCGAAAGCUUGUUGUUGUUUCUGGAAUGUAGAUCGACUGUACCGGUACAUGUACGCAGACGCCUCUCAUUCUGAUCAGGUUUUCAUUUAGCUCCGCCCGGGACGCUUCGAGAGGGCUGUUUCUUGGUGUUCUCGGCCCUAUGCCUUAGAUAGACCAGCAUACUCUGAACCGACCAGUCUUCAUCUCGGAGGCAGAGCUCGAGAGCGAUCGAGUCGCAUCGCACCUGGCUGAUGAUUCAACAAGUAUUCACCUUUGAAGAGGCGGUCGGCUGAGACGAAUAGGCGGAUUGUGUCGACUUGCAGACUUCCAUUACUUCUGGACCUGCACUGGCGCACCUCGUUUUCGAAUCGGCUAGACCUCCCUUGAAAACGCCAGGCACCAGAUUUUGCGGUGAUCCCUGUAGCGUUGUCGGUCGAGAUAGCCAUUCCUGCUUAUCUCGUGUGUUUGAACUCCUGCUUCUUCAACUUCAAGUCCUGGACCCGAUUGCGGUCAUUGACUCGUGAGGCCCGGAGAAGCAUGGGCUUCACUGUCGACCUUUUCCUGUCCACGCCGAUCAGUGGUCGACACCUGUGCGUGUCCUGCCAUCGCGUUCUGGACGAUCCGGUGGUUUGUGAGAAAUGCUCCGGGUCGGUAUGCCGGGGCUGCUGCCAGCGCCUACGCACCCACAGCCAAGGUACCGGCGAAACCGGUGAGGAGAAUGAAGAUGACGACGAGGACGAGGAAAGCGAGGGUGGAGAAGGCUACCUGGCAUGUCCCAGGUGCCAGGCAGCUUGCAGUGAAAACACCAGUACGCAGCAGAUAGCACGGGAAAUCAGUGACCUGCACGUAAGAUGCCCGCAGAACGAGCGUGGCUGUGCGAGCACAAUGCCACUGCAUCGGCUACGUCACCACGUGAUCAGCGAAUGCAGCCACACUCUGCUGCACUGCCCGCACGACAGCUGUCCCGAAGAGGCUCUGGACCGGAACAAUUACGAAUUGCACGUCACGGCCGAGUGCGAGUUCCGACUGGUAGCGUGCGCGGCGUGUGGAACACGCCUGGUGCAACGUGACCUGUGCACGCAUCAGCGAGAGCGACGCUGCUUCGAUCAGCUGCAGCGACGACGCCUCGUGCAAAACCAGCAGGAGACGGCGCAGGAGCUGCGCACGCAUCGCAUGAAGAUGCUGCAUGAGCGGCACGCAACGGAGCAACUGGAACGGCGCCUAAUCAAGCAGCACACCGAGUCGCAGCAGAAGAAGUUAAAGCGAUCGCACAGUGCGCCAGCCGUUCGACUCUCACUCGGCAAUGGCCUGCUCGGCGCAAUGGGUACGUAUCGUGUCGGUAGCGCUGUGCCGCAUUUCUCCAAGAACGUCCAUUCCAGUACGCUGUCGACGCCAAUGGCGCCCAGGAGCGUCUCAACCGGAGGGUUCUCGUCGAUUCCGCACACGCGGCCCAUGUCGUGUCGGCGGUGCUCGGUGCGCUUUGUGCCCACGUCUAACCGGGGAAACUCCUGCCAGUGGCAUCGCGGUCCAAUGGUGAAUCAGUUCGGCGGUUCGUGCAUGAACUGCGGCAAAUGGAGGACAGUGGACGGCUGCAAGACCGGUUCUCACAUGGGAAAAUUCUAGAUAUGGUUAGUAGUGCAGACACAGACCAAGCUCAACGGCUCUUGUCCCAUACAUGCAUGACUGUACUUGACGCCAUCACACUAAUGUCUGCAUGCACUACUACGAUAGCACCUGACUUGAACUGCAUGCCGUGCACUUGCAGGAUCGCGUGGCAUUACGUCAUGUGUAUAGGUCCUGCAACCCGGCGAUGCAUCAGGGAUAGUGAUGAGUUAGCUGUCCGCAUGACCAUCGUGCAUUCUCUGUCCCGAUUGCUAGUAGUGACUUGAUUGCCUGCUCCGCUCUGCUGGAUACGUGCACAGAUACCCUUGUGCUAAUGCCUAUGAUGACCGUGCAUGUUUUCUGCAUCUCCAAACUAGUUACUUGGGACGCUGUGAUAGAUGGACUUCAGAGCGUACGUUUAUUUAUAAUUUUUUAAAGUGAUACUUGGCAGCUUUCUCUUUUUCCUCCUUUUCAUUAUUUAUAAUAAUGUUGCAUUUAACACAAUAAAGUAGUGGACCAAGGUUUUUGUGUCACAAGCACUACACUACAAGUUUCAUACACAUGAUUGUUACUCUGCAAUCAUCAGUCACCAUGGCAAUGAUGGUGAUCAUGCCUGGAUAUUGCUCGGCAUGCUUUGA
This is a messenger RNA of Sycon ciliatum, 3378 nucleotides long. RefSeq lists its product as uncharacterized. NCBI's taxonomy places the organism in Eukaryota, Metazoa, Porifera, Calcarea, Leucosolenida, Sycettidae. The record is from RefSeq and is a predicted model, not a curated record. The transcript has a single exon. Gene Ontology annotation, molecular function: zinc ion binding. Bases 1676 to 2761 code for a protein of 361 amino acids.